CGACACAACACCAACAACAUCAACGACAGACGAUAAUACGCAUUUGUACAUACAAAUCAAAGAUUGACAUUGCAUACAAGAAGGCAACGACAGAAUGGCGCCUUCGAAGCCUCUCACCCUGCCUGUUAUACCGCUUGCAAAAGACACCGUCCUCCUCCCGGGCAUAGUUCUACGGAUACCGGUGGCUGGCAAUCGACCUGAUAUCCCAGCUCUGCUAUCGAGUGUUUACAGUCGAGCUGCCUCGAAAUCACCCAGCCAAAGGCUCGACCAUGUCCAUAUUGCCUGCGUUCCGCUGAACUCGCCACUUCUCACCAAGAAUGGACAGAAGAUGAUAUCGCAGGAUGAGCGGAGUCCGCAACCAAAGGAGCGCUGGGAUAUAAAUCCUGGCAGUGCUACAAAGGAGGAUCUGUUUGAAUAUGGUGUGGCUGCGAAGAUAUCGGGGGUGGAAGGACGGGGUACGGGAGAAUUUGCGUUGAUUGUUGAAGGCGUUGCAAGGUUACGGAUUGACAAGAUUACCCAAGAGCGUCCCUUCUUUGAGGCUGAGGUCACAUAUGAAUAUGAUGAGGCAAUAAACGGCGAAGAUGUUACUCUGCAAGGCCUCUUUGCGCACCUCAAGCAACUGUCUCGCGAGCUCCUCGCCCUUUUACGUUUAUCAUCUCUGUUACCCCGUGGUACUGGUUCUGGCCUCUCACCCAUACUGGCCCGGCGGCUUGAACAAUUUAUUGCAAGGAAGGCAUUGCAAGAUGCUGGUAUACUGGCAGACUUCAUGGCCAACAUUGUUGAAGCCUCUUUGGAAGAGAAACUGCAGAUCUUAGCUGCUUUUGAUAUCAAGGAACGACUCGAGAGAGCCAUUGAAUUGCUUCAGCGCCAGGUUGGGAACAUCAAGAACAACGUUAGCAUCACAACCUUUACGAGCACAACGCUACCUUCGAAUAUCGACCUGGAUAAGAUGAACCAAAUUAACAAUCAGCGAAUGAGAAGGCCAGGGAUUUCUGGAAUGCCUGGAAUGGCAGGAAUGGGCCCCCCAGAAGAUGAACAAGAACCAAACGAGAUGGACGAGUUGAAGAAGAAACUUGAUGCUGCGAAGAUGACUGCGGAAGCAUCUAAAGUCGCUGAGCGAGAACUCAGACGUCUGAAGAAGAUGUCUCCAGCUCAAGCUGAGUAUCAAGUCACCAGAAAUUAUUUAGAAAACUUGGCAGAGAUACCCUGGUCAGCCGCUACAGAGGACCAACUUGGCGUUGAGACGUUGUCGAGGGCGCGAAAGCAGCUGGACGACGAUCAUUACGGUUUGGACAAAGUCAAGAAACGGUUGCUGGAGUACCUGGCCGUGCUCAAGCUAAAGCAAUCGAUCAACGAGGAUGUGAAUGCCGAAGUUGCGAAGGCCGAAGAAGAAAAGGCGAUCGAGAAAGUGGAAAUUUUGAAGAGCAAGCGAAUGAUUGAUAAGUCACCAAUUCUGCUCUUAGUUGGUCCUCCCGGUGUUGGCAAGACGAGUCUGGCAAAGUCAGUGGCCACUGCUUUGGGGCGGAAAUUUCACCGCAUCUCUCUUGGCGGUGUCCGAGACGAGGCAGAGAUCAGAGGACAUCGCAGAACCUACGUUGCUGCUAUGCCUGGGCUGAUCGUGCAAGGCCUGAAGAAGGUUGGGGUCUCAAAUCCUGUUUUCUUGCUGGAUGAGAUCGACAAAGUUGGCACAUCAAACUUUCAUGGCGAUCCCUCUGCCGCCAUGCUCGAGGUCCUCGAUCCCGAGCAAAAUCAUACCUUCGUGGACCACUAUGUCAACAUCCCAAUUGAUCUUAGCAAAGUUCUGUUCAUCGCCACCGCGAACAGCCUGGAUACGAUUCCACCUCCGCUGCUGGAUCGUAUGGAAACAAUCUAUCUGUCAGGGUACACUACUCUCGAAAAGCGACAUAUCGCUCUCCAACACUUGAUCCCCAAGCAAAUUCGGACAAACGGUCUCGGGACCGGGCAGGUCGAGUUCAACCAAGAUGUCGUGUCCAAAAUCAUAGAGUCAUACACCCGUGAGUCAGGUGUCCGAAAUCUGGAGCGGGAGAUUGGCUCCGUCUGUCGUGCGAAAGCUGUGGAAUAUGCUGAAGCCAAAGAUGCUGGGCACGCCGAGAGGUACAAGCCUCAAUUAACCGUGGAAGAUAUCGAGGAGAUUUUGGGAAUCGAGAAAUACGACGAGGAAAUCGCCGAAAAGACAAGUCGUCCCGGCAUCGUGACUGGUCUCGUGGCAUAUAGCUCAGGUGGCAACGGAAGCAUACUUUUUAUCGAAGUGGCUGAUAUGCCAGGCAGCGGGAGCGUGCAGCUUACAGGAAAACUCGGCGAUGUGCUCAAGGAAAGCGUCGAGGUCGCACUAAGCUGGGUCAAGGCGCAUGCGUACGAGCUGGGCUUGACACACGACCCCUCUGAGAACAUCAUGAAGAACCGUAGUAUUCAUGUUCAUUGCCCUUCGGGGGCCAUUCCAAAGGAUGGUCCUUCUGCCGGCGUUGCACACACCAUUGCGCUGAUCUCGUUGUUCUCCGGCAAAGCAGUACCACCGACGAUGGCCAUGACAGGCGAAAUCUCACUUCGAGGGCGCAUCACCGCAGUCGGAGGCAUCAAGGAAAAGCUCAUCGGUGCCCUGCGAGCUGGUGUCAAAACCGUCCUACUUCCUGCCCAAAAUAGGAAGGACGUAAAAGACCUCCCGCAAGAAGUAAAGGACGGGUUGGAGAUUAUCCACGUCAGACAUAUCUGGGAAGCCAUGCGUCACGUUUGGCCAGAAGCCCACUGGCCCGGCGAGCAAAACUUCGCUGGCAUCGAGAGCCAGCUGUAAACUAUUAUUCACCUCCACGAAAACCAGAGAAAAACAGUUAGUAGUGCGAACUGCUCUCCCCACCACACCUGUAGUUUAUAUCUCCCUUUCCCAUCUCCUAUCUAUUUUAGCUUAGCGCGGAUGGUUAGGGGCGAGGCAUAGUAGAGAAGUUUGUCAACAAUUGGAUUUAAUUACCUAAAUCACAUUCGACGAAUUUUUUCAAUCAGU
Molecule: messenger RNA, 3016 nt
Organism: Hyaloscypha bicolor E
Lineage: Eukaryota; Fungi; Ascomycota; Leotiomycetes; Helotiales; Hyaloscyphaceae
Product: ATP-dependent protease-like protein la
Exons: 10
Coding region: 95-2809 (904 amino acids)
Biological process (GO): protein quality control for misfolded or incompletely synthesized proteins; protein processing; protein catabolic process
Cellular component (GO): peroxisomal matrix
Molecular function (GO): serine-type endopeptidase activity; ATP binding; ATP hydrolysis activity
Source: RefSeq, a predicted model, not a curated record